AUGACUCGCUUUGUUGGAUAUCUAAUACUGAGCCUCCUAGUUACAGUGUUAAAUGCGGUUGAGCUUCAAUCACCGAACACAAUGUGUGAUACUGUGUAUGAUACAUUCCCUUCUUGCCUGCCCUAUAUCACAGCCAGAGAUAGUAAACCAACUGAAGAAUGUUGUGAAACAGUUCACCAACUAAAUGAAGAAGCAAAGCAUGGAAUUGGGCCGCGCUGGAUUUGCCGGUGCAUUGAAUCCAUUUCAAAGGCUACAGAAGAUCGCUUUAAUGCCACUCGUAUCGAUCAACUUCCGCUUCUUUGUGAUACAUAUCUUAGUUUUCCGAUUUCUGAGAAUAUGGACUGCAAUAGGUAA
Molecule: messenger RNA, 354 nt
Organism: Jatropha curcas
Lineage: Eukaryota; Viridiplantae; Streptophyta; Magnoliopsida; Malpighiales; Euphorbiaceae
Source: RefSeq, a predicted model, not a curated record